Molecule: messenger RNA, 1512 nt
Organism: Aspergillus ruber CBS 135680
Lineage: Eukaryota; Fungi; Ascomycota; Eurotiomycetes; Eurotiales; Aspergillaceae
Product: sugar porter family MFS transporter
Exons: 5
Coding region: 1-1512 (503 amino acids)
Biological process (GO): transmembrane transport; carbohydrate transport
Cellular component (GO): membrane
Molecular function (GO): carbohydrate:proton symporter activity
Source: RefSeq, a predicted model, not a curated record
AUGUAUCGCAUUUCCAACAUCUAUGUCUUGGCGGCCUUUGGCACCAUUGGCGGUGCCUUGUUUGGUUUUGAUGUGAGCUCGAUGAGUGCCUGGAUCGGGGCCGACCAGUAUCUGGAGUACUUCGAUCAUCCCGACUCGAACCUGCAAGGCGGUAUCACGGCGUCCAUGUCGGCCGGCUCGUUUGCCGGAGCCAUCGUGGCUGGGUUUAUUUCUGACUAUCUGGGUCGUCGAUUGUCCUUGAUGAUAGCAUCGGCGGUUUGGAUCAUCGGUGCGGUGAUCCAAUGCAGCACACACAGCGUGGCCCAGUUGGUAGCUGGUAGAGUCAUCAGCGGGUUGGCAGUCGGCGUGACGUCAUCGCAGGUUUGUGUCUACCUGGCUGAACUGGCCCCGGCGAAAAUCCGCGGUCGAGUCGUGGGCAUCCAACAAUGGGCAAUCGAAUGGGGCAUCCUGGUCAUGUAUCUCAUCGCGUACGGCUGUUCGAUAUCCGUGGCAGGUCCCGCGGCUUUCCGGAUUUGUUGGGGCGUGCAGGCCGUCCCUGGUUUGAUCCUCGGCCUGGCGCUAAUCUUCUUCCCUGAAUCGCCGCGAUGGCUUGCCGGGAAAGAACGCUGGGAAGAAUGCUUGGAUACGCUGGCAUUGAUCCACGGUAAAGGCGAUCGCAACCACCCGAUGGUACGUGCGGAAUUCGAGGAGGUACAAGAAGCCGCGCGCGUGGCGCAUGAGUCGCAGGAUAUUUCGAUAUUGGCUUUAUUUGGGCCGCGUAUCUGGCAGCGGACCAUGUGCGGAAUCAGCGUGCAAGUGUGGCAGCAACUUCUGGGAGGAAAUGUUGCCAUGUACUACGUUGUGUACAUUUUCCAAAUGGCUGAUAUGGGCGGCAAUCAAUCUCUAACCUCGUCCAUCAUUCAGUAUGUCAUCUUCCUGGUCACUACUGGUGUCGUGCUGCCGUUCAUCGACAAAGCCGGUCGUCGCAUGUUGCUCCUGUCCGGGUCAAUUUUGUGCAUGGCGCUACAUUUUGCCAUCGCCGGUACAAUGGCAACGUAUGGACACUACGCCGACUCGGUCAACGGUAACGAGAACCUGCGUUGGGUGAUUGCCGGCGCACCAGGCAAGGGCGUUAUUGCCUGUAGUUACAUCUUCACUGGCAUUUACGGAUUGACAUGGGCUCCAACGGCUUGGAUCUACUCAUCCGAGAUAUUCCCUCUAAAGUACCGUGCCAAAGGUGUCGGGCUUUCUGCUGCGGGCAAUUGGAUAUUCAACUUCGCAUUGGCUUACUUCGUAGCCCCGGCGUUUACCAACAUCCAGUGGAGAACAUAUCUCAUAUUCGGGGUCUUCUGCACCGUGAUGACACUGCAUGUUUAUUUCCUGUAUCCGGAAACGGCGCAGCGGUCGCUUGAAGAGAUCGAUUACGUGUUCGAUACAGGUGUCAGGGCCUGGAAGUCGCAUGACGUGCACGUUCCUCAGCGUGAGCAGGAUGCGAAGAAGACAGAGGGAGUUGUUCAUGAUGAGCGUGUUUAG